Molecule: messenger RNA, 2160 nt
Organism: Apodemus sylvaticus (European woodmouse)
Lineage: Eukaryota; Metazoa; Chordata; Mammalia; Rodentia; Muridae
Gene: Mgme1
Product: mitochondrial genome maintenance exonuclease 1
Exons: 5
Coding region: 262-1272 (336 amino acids)
Biological process (GO): mitochondrial DNA replication
Cellular component (GO): mitochondrion
Molecular function (GO): single-stranded DNA exodeoxyribonuclease activity
Source: RefSeq, a predicted model, not a curated record
AGACCCCUACAGCGACCGAUGAGUUUCUAUUUAGAUAAUCUCUUCCCGGUCCAAAUUCGGGCACGAAGGGCCACGGUUGUCCUGUCGCAGCCAUGGGAGACACCCGCAGAGCUCGCUUUCUGGAAUUAACGUUGAUGGGUCGUGCAGACCCUCCUGCGACAUGUGCCGACCACGGGGUCCCAGUAGCACCCACUUUUUAAAGAUAAGAACAGAGCACACUUUUAAACAUUGCAGAAUAGAAAAGAGGGGCAAAGUCUAACAAUGAAACCGCUUUGGACCACCUGCAGGCUGCUUAGCCGUUUAGACAGAUUUUCUGUAAAACCAAGCCCUCCUGUGAGCUUCUCUACUUCCUCUUAUUUGUGUAGCCAGAAGAAAAAAAACUCUUACGAAGCAGUAGACCAAGCGAAGUACUCUCGUUUAGUUCGCUCUGUCUUGUCCAGAGGCCCGGUCCAGACUCCAGAGUCCUUGUUCAAGGAAGAUGAUGUGCUCUAUGGUCCUGUGAGUAAGUGGAAGGUUCCAGAGUCACAGGCAAGAGUUCCACAACACUGGUUUCCUAUCUUCAAUGAAGAGAGAAAGGUGAAACCACACACAAAUGGUUCUUCAAGUCCUUUGAAGAUCCCUUUGCGAAGAAAUGUGAUACCCAGUGUGACCCGCAUUCUUCAGCAGACCAUGCCACCUGAACAGAGUUUUUUUUUGGAGAGGUGGAAACAGCGGAUGGUUCAGGAGCUGGGAGAAGAUGGAUUUGCAGAAUAUACUUCAAAUGUAUUUUUACAAGGCAAACAGUUCCAUGAAGCCUUAGAAGGCAUACUUUCACCCCAGGAGGACUUAAAAGGUGGAGAAGAGCACCCUCAGUGUGGCUACAUCAAAAGCAUCCAGCAUAUUCUGAAAGAAAUCAGUGGUGUGCAAGCUCUGGAGAGUGCUGUCCAACAUGAGGCCCUGAAGUACGUAGGGCUGCUGGACUGUGUGGCUGAGUACCAGGGCAAGCUGUGUGUGAUUGAUUGGAAGACAUCAGAAAAACCUAAGCCUUUUAUUCAAAAUACAUACGACAACCCACUACAAGUUGUGGCGUACAUGGGUGCCGUAAAUCAUGAUGUCCACUACAGCUUUCAGGUUCAGUGUGGAUUAAUUGUGGUGGCCUAUAAGGAUGGGUCCCCCGCCCACCCUCAUUUCAUGGAUGAAGAGCUCUGUUCCAAGUAUUGGGCCAAGUGGCUUCUUCGACUAGAAGAAUAUACAGAAAAGCAAAAAAGCCAGAGUGCUCCGAAGCCGGAGUAGAGCCAGGGUGUCACUUGGAAAUGCUGAGCAUUCCCUCUGUCUGGGAAAUCCACUGAGUUUCUGAAGAGGAGUGCCGAAAUCUGAGGGCUGCACUAACACAAGCUGAAGAUGUAGUGGGAUGGAUGUACUACUGAGAAGAGAGGCUGGAGGUCAGCCCUGACUCCAGCUGCAAGGCCUCUGGCUGUUUCUCGCCUGAGAGGAGGGCACUCGGAUUGGCAGCUGCCCAGGGACUUCUGGACUUCUUGCAAACCUGUGGGUCCCUGGCAGGAUGCCCAGUCUUUGAAUUGAGACCAGAAGACCAGUGAAGCAUCAUGUGCUGUGCGUGCUCUAGAGUUCUCAGGGGUGGAAGGAGCCCCGCACCCCAGGGUGUAGAGAGGGAGAGCAAGCACGUAGGCAUCAGCGCUGCAGUUUCCUAGAGGUGCUUUAUACACUCUGUGUCAUUAGGGAAACUUCUUACACUCAUCCAUAUCGAUUGUUUGGCCUGAGGAAACCUGGCUGCUGAGAGAGCUGGGCACGCGGCACAUCACUGGCUGUGCCUCUUUCCUUACCAGAGAAGCCCAGCAGCGGGAAGCGUGGGUGUGGAAAGCACCGUCAUUAGGGUUUGGGUAUCUGUUUCUGGUGUCAGCAGGCCAUGGACUACAAAAAACAGUGUUGUGGAACUUUCUAACUAAGAGGAGCACUGAUAUAACCCAUUAUUUUUUUCUGUUUGAUAGGUAAUAGAAAUCAUUGGCUGCUCUUGGAUUUGGGAGAGGGUUUUCUAUUUUAUAAAGUAAAUCUAGUAGCAUUUAAGUAACAGCUACUGACUUUAAAUUAUAAGUUCUACAAUCACAUUUAGUUUCAUUUAGUCAUAAAAAAAAUAAAAGAUAUUUAACUAAUUCAACAGUUAAA